Molecule: messenger RNA, 1046 nt
Organism: Malaclemys terrapin pileata
Lineage: Eukaryota; Metazoa; Chordata; Testudines; Emydidae
Exons: 2
Coding region: 81-719 (212 amino acids)
Source: RefSeq, a predicted model, not a curated record
UGGAGUACAGGAGGUGGUGGAUCUUAUUGCUGUGUAGGGAGAAAAGUCUGUACAGGCAGAGCUCCGAUCCAGAAGAAGAAAUGUUGGCAUCUAUGCCAAGAUUGUGGGAGAAGGGCUACACCAGGGACACGCAGCAGUGCCAUGUGAAAAUAAAGGAGCUUCGGCAGGUGUACCAGAAGACAAGGGAGGCGAAAAGUCGUUCUGGUUCUGCCCCCCAGACAUGCUGCUUUUAUGAGGAGCUGCAUGCAAUUCUCGGUGGUGAUCCCAUCACUACCCCAAAACGCUCUGUGUAUACCUCCCAGGAGCUCCGGGCAACCUCAAGCAACGAUGAGGAGGACAUUGUUGAUGAGAGAGAGGAGGAGGAAGAGCAUGUGAGGCAGGCAAGUGGAGAAUCCAUUCUCCCCAACAGCCAAGAACUGUUUUUAACCCUGAAGCCCAUUACUUCGCAGGACCAGUUGGCGUCCGAGCAUGAUGCCGGGGAAGGCACCUCUGCUGAAACCUUGUCUGUCGGUGCAUCCUCCACACUGGGUCAGAAACUUUCCCAGAUUAGAAGGUGGAAAAAGAAGACUCGGGAGGACAUGUUCAAUGAGUUAAGGAGUGACAAGACGGAGCUCAGAGCAUGGAGGAUCACACUGUCUGAGAACUUGGACAUAGGGAGGACAGGAGAGCAUGAAUGGAACAGGAGCAUGCCAUGCAGGAAGAGAUGCCACGGAUUAUGAAGGAGCAAUCAGACAUGUUGAAGCGUCUGCUUGAGGUUCAAGAAAGGCAGCUGGAUGCUGUAGUGCCCCUGCAGCCUAUGCUGAACCUACUGCCAUCGUCGCCCAGUUCUACAUCCUCCUCCCCCAAAUGUCCUAUGAGGCGGAGGCGGGGAAAGUCUGUUAUCCUUUGCACUCAACACCAUGGGAGGGUACAAGGACCUGAAGGCACCCAUUUCUACACCUUUGAUUGUUAUUGCAGUGCAUCUGUAAGCAAGCUUUCCUUGUUUCCCCUCUCACAGUGUUAUCAGACAUUUUGUCCCAAGUUAUCUUACUUUUCUUUGCUGUCUC